AUGCUCGUUGCAGUUGGGAGGAGCUGGCUGCGCGUGCAGUCAAAGAUCGUGAUCGAGACCGGCACCUUCGGCGGCCACGCGCUCCGGGCGGCGGCGGUCCUUGCCCUCCUGUGCGCGGCCUCGAGGAGCGCCGGCCUGCGCCGGGACGAGAGCUCCGUGACCAUGUACCACGCGCCGCCGCAGACAGCGCACAAGAGGUUCAAGGUCCUGCGGCGGCUGCAGCCGUACGGCGCCAUCCCCGGGUGGACCUCCAAGACGAUGGGCGUCAGGCGCAAGUUCCACCGCUGGAAGACCCGGAGGACGCCCCCGAUCUCGCUCUGGGGCCGCAGGAUGAUCGAGUACCAGAGGAUCCGUCACCACUACGGCCUCAAGGCGAAGCAGCUCCGCAACUACGCCAGGAAGGCCUACGCGUGGGGCCAGAUGUUCCCGACGGAUAACCUCGUUCAAAGGCUGGAGUCCCGCCUCGACAACUUUUUGUUUCGUUGCGGGGUCGGCCGGACAAUGUUUGAGUGCCGCGCUACCAUCCGCAAGGGACACAUCCAGUACAAGCGCUCGUUCUGGAAGGACUAUUCCACGAGGUCGGGAACGCUUAUCGCUGACGUGCCAGAGGGACGCAAGCGUGAAUGGAGGACGAUUAACCUGAGCGGCCUCACGUUACAGCCUGGUGACAAGGUGCGCUUCAGGCCCCCCGACAUGUCCGGUGGAGACACCAAGGUUCGCGAUACUUCCAUCAAGGUGGGAAAGUAUCUGAUGGAGAAGACAGGCAAUGUCCAGAUUCCGAGCCACCUCAAAUGGGACCCCGAGAAUUUAGAGGGCGAGUACUGCGACGUCUGCCAUCAUACCGAGGUUGGCAUGCCCAUCAACGAGAUGAUCCUUCACAAUUGCUUCAGCGGCCAGACGCCGUAUAAGGAGUUGAACGUCAAGCACAAGAGGUUCUACCCGGGCACCUCGCAGGAGAUUCCGAAGUACUACAAUGGUGGCAAGCCGCGUGAUACUCCAGAGAAUCUGAGGAACAUGAAGAUGGGUAUGGGCUACAACCGUAGGGGCCGGUACCGCCCCCCUUGCCUGUGGGGCCGCACGCAGCCACUCAACAACCCCUACGAGUCGGACCAGACGGGCUUGGCACCAAAGAAGAAGUGGUUUUGAGCUCGGGGAGCCAUGACAGAAGUCGUGGGCAGAGUCAUCAUCUAGAGUCAAAAACGCCGAUUCGACCACCACGAUUGUUAUUAUCACCUAAUCAAUCGUCACUUUCAAUGCCGAGAAGGUUUCCGAUGGCGCGUUGUCAUUUAGAAUCAGACCCGCCGCUGUCGCUGCCACUAGUUGUCUUCCUCCUCAUUCUACUCACCGCCCCUGUCCUAUACACUUCCCAAUUCCAAUCACCAGUUUCGUCGGCCGUCCUUGGAAAUGGUCCACCUCAGGGUAUGACCCCCGCCCUGCACGGAACGAUAUAUGAGCCCGGAGGGCCGCCGAAUAUAAUCAAUUCCCGUCUGCGACUAAGCGGCCGAGAAUCUCAGAAGUAACACUCGUAGAAGUAGCCGUAGCCGUAGCCGUAGACAUAGAAGAGGAAGGAUAAGACUCGCGCUGUAGUCAGACAAGUGCUUGUGAUGCCGGUGAUCUCUGCACGCUCCUCGUCGCCGGGGCUGGGCGCGGCUCGGUCGCGCCUCGGGACACGGGCGCCCCGGUGCUCUGCCGCCCAGGGCUGCUUCGCCAGCCCGUGCGCGCCCAGAUGGCGGCGGUGUCUCGAAGGACCCGCUGGCCUCAGGAGGUGUGCGCGUUUUUGUUAUCAGAGCUGCACGGCCCUGAGGAGGAGGAGGAGGAGGAGUAUUUUUUAUUUUUCGUCGCAAAUCCCCUUGUAGGGGGACAGGCCCGACUGAAUCCCAGGUCUGGGUUCCAAGAUGCGGUUCUGGAGGUGGCCAGGCCAGUAUAGGCUCUGAGAUGCCCUGACCUGCUGCACUCUGGCCCGUGUCGCCUGAGACCUCUCGGGGUCCUCGGAAGUCUGGGUCCGAUCGCCAGGGCCGGGCGGUCCGGUGGAUGCCAGCAGCUCAAAGGUGUCUGCCGCGACGCGAUUACACUGCGGGCAGCGCCACAGCUCGAAGCUGCUCA
Prorocentrum cordatum is the source of this 2103-nucleotide messenger RNA. Lineage: Eukaryota; Dinophyceae; Prorocentrales; Prorocentraceae. The record is from the annotation of a GenBank genome assembly.